AUGGCCUCUGAAGACGAUCGCCCCAGUGAUUCGCCCCGGAAUAAGCGUCGCAAAACGAGCGGCGACUCUUCCCCUCCUUACGCGCCGCAACGCGACGCCGAAGACAAUGACGGAUCGCCUAGACAGUCUCGCCAACUAUCGAUACGAGACAAUCGCCGCAAUAGCAGGACUAUCAGCCCAAGUCCUGGCGAAGAUGGUGCUGGACACAAAUAUUACGAAAGUCGUCGUACAUCACGAUCGAGGUCACGGUCGAGGUCACGGUCCCUCUCUAGUAUAGACUCCCGUAGACACUCGCGCUCGCGAUCCCGAGUAACAACACGAUCGCAUUCACCCCGCUCUUCACGCUCACGCUCACGCUCGCAACUAUCCUUUCGUCGCUCCCGAACAGACUCCCUCUCCGCGCGGGGAGCUGAACCAACUCCUCCUCCAGAACCUUUCAAGCCCAACUAUCGUGCCCGCCUUGCUCUUCAUGGUCACAACAAGGCCGUCUCUCAGGUCCGAAUAUCACCUAAUGGAAAAUUCAUCGCAUCUGCAUCGGCAGAUGCUACUGUCAAGAUAUGGGACGCCACAACAGGCGAACACAUGGAUACACUAGUUGGGCAUAUGGCAGGCGUGAGCUGUAUUGCUUGGACACCGGAUAGCAACACCAUCGCAAGUGGUUCAUACGACGAAGCUGUGUUUCUGUGGGACGUACGAGCGGGCAGGCUGAUGCGAAGUUUACCUGCGCAUAGUGAUCCCGUCAGUGGGGUUGACUUUUCUCGAGAUGGCACGCUGGUCGUCAGUUGCUCGACAGAUGGUUUGAUUCGUAUUUGGGAUACAUCGACAGGCCAGUGCUUACGCACACUUGUUCAUGAAGACAAUCCGGCUGUCGCCAACGUUUGCUUCUCCCCUAACGGGCGCUUCGUCCUAGCUUUCAACCUCGACAACUGCAUUCGCCUAUGGGAUUAUGUUUCUGGUACCGUCAAAAAGACAUAUCAAGGCCACCGCAACGAGAAGUUCGCUGUCGGUGGCUGUUUCGGAGUUCUGGACGGGGCUCCUUUCAUCGCAUCUGCUAGCGAGGAUGGCAGCAUCGUCGUGUGGGACGUAGGAUCAAAGACGGUCUUACAAAGAGUGGAGGGUCACAAGGGCGUGUGCUUCUGGGUGGAUGUCCAUGGAGAGACGAUGGUGACCGGAGGGCAGGAUAACACAGUCAAGGUUUAUCGACACAUCAGAGAUAACAAUAAGGUGAACGGUGAUACUGGGGAAAAGGAUAAGGAGUCACAAGCGGAGGGAUUACCAGCGCUAGAAGACGUGGCUAUGGAAGGGAUAUGA
Messenger RNA from Fusarium fujikuroi IMI 58289, 1311 nucleotides. Its product is annotated as beta-transducin-like protein. Lineage: Eukaryota; Fungi; Ascomycota; Sordariomycetes; Hypocreales; Nectriaceae. Gene Ontology annotation, molecular function: protein binding. The record is from RefSeq and is a predicted model, not a curated record. The transcript is spliced from 3 exons. The coding region runs from base 1 to 1311 and encodes 436 amino acids.